AUGAUUUUUAAAUUUUUUACUGUUUUAUGUGUUGUAUUCGUAGUAUUGGGUUAUACCGAUGCUUUCGUCAAACGAGAUGUCUCAUCACCUCCACCAGAUCCUAUAGAGGCCUUCAAAAAGAAUAUGGAUUCGUUAAAGAACUGUAUUGACACAAGUUUCGCCCAAGCCCUUAGAGAUGUCAACGUGGAGAAUAAAUUGCAGCCUAUUUUUAAUGUCUUUGGAGAUCAGCUUAACAGAUUGUUUAAAGCGUUUGAAGUUCUGACAUCGCCAAGCUCCAGUCCCGCUUCAUUAGUUGGCUAA
This is a messenger RNA of Arctia plantaginis, 300 nucleotides long. Lineage: Eukaryota; Metazoa; Arthropoda; Insecta; Lepidoptera; Erebidae. The record is from the annotation of a GenBank genome assembly.